ACAUCAGAACUUUAGGGUUUUAGCUACUUCUCUUCAGACGGAACAGAAGGAGAACAAGGAGCCGAAAUCUCCUUUUGCUAGGGUUAGAUUUAGUAAUUAGAUUCUUUCAAGGAUUGUGAGUGAAGCGAAAAUGGUGGCGGACAAGAGCAAGAAGGCGAAAACUGAGGAGAACCCCCAAGAAGAAAACGCGGAGCAAAUCGACGGAGAGCUUGUUCUUUCCAUUGAAAAGCUUCAGGAGAUCCAAGAUGAGCUCGAGAAGAUUAAUGAAAAGGCUAGUGAUGAGGUCUUGGAAGUGGAGCAGAAAUACAACGAGAUACGCAAACCCGUUUACGGCAAGCGUAACGAAAUUAUCAAUUCCAUCCCAGACUUCUGGCUAACUGCUUUCCUGAGUCACCCUGCUUUAGGUGAACUGUUAACAGAAGAGGACCAAAAGAUAUUCAAGUAUUUAAGCUUUCUGGAAGUAGAGGAUGCCAAAGAUGUCAAAUCUGGAUACUCUAUAACUUUUCACUUUAAUUCCAAUCCCUAUUUUGAGAACGGCAAGCUGACAAAGACAUUUACCUUCCUUGAAGAAGGAGCCACAAAAAUCACAGCCACACCAAUCAAUUGGAAGGAAGGCAAGGGCUUGCCAAACGGAGUUAAUCAUGAGAAAAAAGGGAAUAAACGGACCUUAGCUGAGGAGAGCUUCUUUACCUGGUUUACCGAUGCUUCACAAAAGGAAGAUUCCGAGUUUGAGAUUCAUGAUGAGGUUGCAGACAUCAUCAAGGAAGAUUUAUGGCCCAACCCUCUCACCUACUUCAAUAAUGAUGCUGAUGAAGAGGAUUUUGAAGGAGACGAGGAUGGUGAUGAAGAGGGAAAGGAAGAUGACUCCGAUGAUGAUGAUGACGACGACGAGGAAGAAGAAGAUGAGGAUGGUGAGGAAUGAAUUGAUGGGGGAAGGCUUAUAACAGACGUGUAAAGUUUGUGCUAUGAGGUUAAUUUAGUGAAGGGCACAUCUUUUUUUACCUUUCGGAAUAUUUUGAAGCACUGUACCGUAAUAGUUACAUCUUUGUUCUUAUGAACCAUUUGGCCAUGUCUGAAAAAUUCUUCCAUGGCUGCAGUAACUUUCCUUUUUUUGUGUUUUGAUCUGAAUUUUUUUUUCUCU
Molecule: messenger RNA, 1141 nt
Organism: Tarenaya hassleriana
Lineage: Eukaryota; Viridiplantae; Streptophyta; Magnoliopsida; Brassicales; Cleomaceae
Product: NAP1-related protein 2-like
Exons: 10
Coding region: 131-922 (263 amino acids)
Biological process (GO): nucleosome assembly
Cellular component (GO): nucleus; chromatin
Molecular function (GO): histone binding; chromatin binding
Source: RefSeq, a predicted model, not a curated record